Messenger RNA from Phaeoacremonium minimum UCRPA7, 462 nucleotides. RefSeq names its product putative phosphoprotein phosphatase-like protein. The record is from RefSeq and is a predicted model, not a curated record. Gene Ontology annotation, molecular function: protein tyrosine phosphatase activity. Bases 1 to 462 code for a protein of 153 amino acids. Gene Ontology annotation, cellular component: cytoplasm; nucleus. The transcript has 2 exons. NCBI's taxonomy places the organism in Eukaryota, Fungi, Ascomycota, Sordariomycetes, Togniniales, Togniniaceae.
AUGGCUUCUAUAGCAAAUCUACAGCGCAUAUCCGCCGCGAAGUUGUCUGGGCUUCUUCUGGCCGAGCAGAGCGGCGACCCCACCAUUGCUGUCAUCGACGUGCGAGAUGACGAUCAUAUCGGCGGUCACAUCAAAGGCUCUAUGCACGUCCCUUCCCGCACGCUCGAUGCCAUGCUCCCGACCAUCAUCCGCAAGCUUCAAGACAAGAAGACAAUUGUCUUCCACUGUGCCUUGUCUCAGCAGCGUGGCCCUGGCGCCGCCUUACGGUAUCUUCGCGAACGAGACCACAUUCUGGGCAACAAACAAAAGUCAACCACGGAUAAGGAUGGGGCCGAUCCCGUCGAGCAAAGAGUCUAUGUCCUUGACCGGGGCUUUGUUGGCUGGCAAGAGGUAUACGGCAAGGAUGAAAGAUUGACCGAAGGAUAUCGCAAGGACUUGUGGGAAGACGGUUACUGGGGCUGA